CGCAAACCAACUGGCUGAUCCUCGACGGCGCCCACCACGAGCAGGAUUUCAAGCGCUACCUGUUCCACCACCAGAUCCCAACCCAGGUAUGGUACAAGGCCAUGCCCGGCCUCACCACGUACGAUUUGGCCCGCAACACCCGCAUCCGCCAAGGGCUCACCGCAAACCUGACUGGCUCCGAGCUCCGAGCCUGGAUCGCUGAGAUAUGAGAAUGGCCGCCAACGACGACGCUGCCGACAUUCAGGCGAUAGCUGAUCGCGGCUUCAGUUCGCUCGCCGGCGCUUGCUACCUGCUGCUGCGCAUCCAAAAUCCCGCCCUAGCCAAACCCUGGCUGCGCUCCUUCGACAUCGCCUCGCUGGCGCAAGCCCGCACGCAGCGUCUGCCGCAAGUUUGCCAGAUCGCCUUCACCGCCGCCGGCCUGCGCGCGCUGGGCACCGAGGUCACCCCCGGAGCUGGCUUCGACCCGCAAUUCAUCGACGGCAUAGCCGGCGACGAACGCCGCUCGCAUCAGCUAGGAGACGAAGGCGCCAAUGCCCCCGCUCACUGGCACUGGGGCGUCGGCGAACAAGAGCCGCAUAUCCUGCUGGUCCUGCUUGCCGCAAACACCGCCAUCAACAGCCUGGCGAAAGAUACAUGCAGCGCUGCCGUGGCCGCCGGCUGCGCGGUCAUCAGCGCGAAUACCCCGACCACCACCACCACCCCCCUCGGCCGCGAACCUUUUGGCUUUGCCGACGGCGUCUCGCAGCCCGACUACGAUUGGGGCGGCACGCUCACCCCCGGCGGCGCCCGCGACCGCGAUUAUCGCAAUCUACUGGCCAUGGGCGAGUUGCUGCUCGGCUAUCCCAACGAAUACGGCUUCAUUGGCGAUUACCCUACCGCCGACGAGCUGGGCCGCAACGGCUCCUACCUGGUCUACCGCCAGCUAGCGCAGGAUGUCGCUGGCUUCUGGCAAUGGCUGGCGCGUCAAGCCGGCGACGGCGCCAUCGCGCUAGCAGAACGCAUGGUCGGCCGUGAACUCGACGGCGCUCCCCUACCCGGGCUUCAAUCCGCCACCAUCACGGGCACCAACGAUCCGCGCAACGCCUUCCUGUUCGCCGACGAUGCCGAUGGCCUCGUCUGCCCGAUCGGCGCGCAUAUCCGCCGCGUCAAUCCGCGUAGCGUCGACGAUCCGCAUGGGCGCCACGGCUUCCUACGCAAUCUCAUCUCCGCGCUCGGCUUCAGCGGCACCGCGAUGCACGAUGCCGUCGCCUCCGCCCGCUUCCAUCGCCUCUCCCGUCGUGGCCGCCCCUACGGCCCGGUGAUUGUGCCGCAAGCCGCUAUGCAGGGUACGGGCGCCGGCCAGGAAACCGGCCUGCAUUUCCUCUGCCUCAACACCAACAUCGCCCGCCAGUUCGAGUUCGUCCAGGGCGCCUGGGUCGCCAGCGCCAAAUUCGCCGGCCUCGCCGCCGAGCAGGACCCGCUGCUCGGCAACCGUCUGCCACUCGCCGGCGCGCAGCCGACCGAUGCCUUCAGCUACACGGAUUCCGGCGCAUGUCCCCGUACGAUCAGCGGCCUCCCGCAAUUCGUCACCGUGCGCGGCGGCGCCUAUUUCUUCAUGCCCGGCCUGCGCGGCCUGGCGCAAUUAUUGGCAGAUGGCUGAUGGGCGGUUGACGGCCUCUGUCUACCCCUUCGAAGAGACCGCGAGUCUUGGAACCUGCUAAUGAGGCAGCAGAUCUAUCAGAAAUAGAUACAACUCCGCUAGAGCCAAUGCGAGGCGGGCGUGAUCUCCAUAUUGCAGGUGGCGUAUUCUAAUAGACGGGAUGAUUAGCGGGUAUCUGGGCAGCCCUGGAGCCACGUGCCGUAAUUGGAGGGACUAAAUUCUUGCUUGCAUAAUUCAACAUAUCUUUGCGGUUCUCAUC
This is a messenger RNA of Trematosphaeria pertusa, 1898 nucleotides long. RefSeq names its product putative iron-dependent peroxidase. Gene Ontology annotation, molecular function: heme binding; peroxidase activity. The record is from RefSeq and is a predicted model, not a curated record. Bases 206 to 1639 code for a protein of 477 amino acids. The transcript has a single exon. Gene Ontology annotation, cellular component: cytosol. NCBI's taxonomy places the organism in Eukaryota, Fungi, Ascomycota, Dothideomycetes, Pleosporales, Trematosphaeriaceae.